Molecule: messenger RNA, 933 nt
Organism: Penicillium nucicola
Lineage: Eukaryota; Fungi; Ascomycota; Eurotiomycetes; Eurotiales; Aspergillaceae
Exons: 2
Coding region: 1-933 (310 amino acids)
Source: RefSeq, a predicted model, not a curated record
AUGACGCAGAUCCUGCAACAACACAAUAACUUUUUCUUAUCAUCGUCUGCUGUCGAGCUGUUGGACCUCUAUCUGUGUCUGUGGGACUGCUACACGAUCAAGUCAGCCAGCAAAAUACGCCUGGAAGAGGAACGUCGCUUCCUGCAAAGUUCACAGGAAUGGCUGGUGGUGGAGAAAGAAAGGCUCCAGCAGUUCUGCAAUCACCAAGAGCUGCUGCUGUGGGAUCGUCGUCAGGUCUUCUUCUCUAUACACCAGGGCGUUCUCGGAACAUUGCAGAAUAGUGACAGACAGUCGUUUCAGGCAAACUACGAUUUGGAUCUUGAUCUGGAGUCAAUCUGGAGAGAAUUCCCCAAUAUGCCGACACCGCCACCUUGCCUUGCAGAAAGUCGCAGCACCGUCUCUUCAGACUCAUCGCUCGGCAGAUGGCUAGAGCCUGCUCAACAUAGGUCCGAGAAGAAUUUUGUCAUCGAAUAUGUUUUCUAUCCCAGCUAUGAAAAUUUCUCCGCCUUCAGCUGGAUGGGGCCAAAUCCAUUAUCCCCAGACACCUGCGGCGAUGAUAUUUUUCUUUAUGUGUCCGCAUUCUUGCUUUUGGAUCGGGUAGAAUGGAUAGAAAUCCGGCUCAGUAAGCUCAAUAUAGAGACUGAAGAGGCUGUUGAGGAGUAUCCAUUCUUCCUUCCACGAGUCGAGUCAAUGCUAAGCAACUUACGGAGGAUACGUGAUCAAGUAAAUGGCAUCCUCUCGCAGAGUUCUACCACGCAAAGUAUGAAAGGCGCUGGACGAUCAUUGUUUCAAUUAGCUAUAUGGCCCAGGGUGGAGUUCAAUGCUACCAUCUCGAGUUCGGUUCCGUUGUCUCGCAUUCACCCCUCCAUUUCUACGCCACUUCUUGAUCCACAGGUCUUUGUGCAGAACAUAGUGGGAAACUGGGAACUCUGA